AUGGCGCCUCGCGGCUUCACCAACCCAGCUCCAAAGACAGAUUCAGCCCGCUCAGCCCUGAGCGCAUUCACAUGCACCCUCUGCAACAAAUCCUAUUCCCGCCACCCGGAAUACGAAGCGCACAUCGGCUCCUACGACCAUCAGCACCGCAAACGUCUGCAGGACCUCAAACAACUCUCUCGAGACCCCAAUGCGGCCGAGCGAGCACGCAAAGCGGAACGGAAAGCUGAUGCGGAGGCGGGGUUGGUGAGGGUUGAUACUAGUACAUCUUCUGCGGCGGGGACGACGACAACGAUAACAGGAGGAGGGGGAGGGGGAGGGUUUAAGAAAGGUGGAUUCAAGAGCUCGUUCACGACGGUGAAGGGACCUGCGGGAUCUGCGUCGAGUACGGCGGCGCCGGUGCGGAAGAAUGUUCUUGGUGGUGAUGACGACGACGAAGAUAUGGUCGAUAACACGAACAAAACGAAUGCGUCUGGACCUUCUCCAGCGACGACGAAUAGCACAGAACGGAAAACACUAGAUACAGAUGUUGAAAGCGAUACGGAUGAUGAGUAUAGGAAUGACGACCCAGAGCAGGCUUAUUAUGAUCCCUCGAAACCGACUGGGUGUUUUGAUGGCUGUCCCGGGAUGAAAGCUGUUUCUGCGUAA
This is a messenger RNA of Talaromyces amestolkiae, 648 nucleotides long. RefSeq lists its product as uncharacterized. The record is from RefSeq and is a predicted model, not a curated record. Bases 1 to 648 code for a protein of 215 amino acids. The transcript has 3 exons. Lineage: Eukaryota; Fungi; Ascomycota; Eurotiomycetes; Eurotiales; Trichocomaceae.